UCAAAAAGUUGUUUCUCCCGUGCGGAAAGUCGGGCGUCCAAAGAAGAUUAAUGUUGAAGUUUCUAAGGUAAUCAAAACCAAAAUUGUGUCGGCUAAAAUUGCUAAAUUUAAAAACUCAGAAAAUGACCGAGCCAAGAAACUUUUGGCGAAGGCCAAGAAAGGUCUUAUUCCACAGUCGAAACUUUGUUUAUUGUCCGUGGAUACUGAAAAUACACCAAAGCAACAACGUAAAUUUGUGCUGCCCUCCAGAAGUUCGCGAUCAUCAAGGGUGAUUAUUCCUACAAAGCGUUUCCUGGAAGAUGAUAGCUACGAUGUAUCUAUAAAAAGGAGAAGUUUGACUUCUAUAAACACCUCUGAAGCUGUUCCACUAGCCUCUUCUCCUUUUAUUGAGCCAUUAACUGCUGUGUCCACCUUCAGCCCACCGUCAAAUCAAUUAUUUGUGGAAAGCAAUUUAGCUUCAUUAGAACGGCGAUAUUCUUUACCACACAAAGCUUUGUUAGACAUGCCUUUAGUCGUCGAAGGCAAACGUCAUCGGAAACCUAGUAUUAAAAUGAGGUUGAAAGUAAAACAGUUUGGUCGAUCACUAAAGUCUGGAAUGUUAACACCCGAUGAUGAUGGAACAGAUAGCUCUUCUACCACAUCAUCUUCAAAUGGAAAUUCCUCACAGUCAUUGUUCUCUUCAAAAAAGAGUCCUCUGGCUCCAGCGAAACUUGGUGUUUUCAACCGAGCAGGCCCAAUGAAUUUAACUCGCAGAACAGACGGUAAGGGUCAAGAUUUUUCAGCAUCCAAGACCAGCAGCAUCAUUCUACAGAAAGCUAAACUUCAACUCAAUAGACCUGCGUUAAACAGAUCUAAGGCAGCUUUAGCGCGAUCUCUCAAAGCCAAAAUGAAAAAGGAAGCUAAAUUAAUCAAACACGAAGAUUCAAUGGAGAUGACUCAACUUUCGCCACUUCCUCAUCUUCAACUCUCUCCUCUCUCAGGUUUACGACAACCAUUUGAUUCUCCUAUCAGUCCACAGAGGGGAACUUUAUCUCCAGGUGGAUCAGGCUUUGGUAUGGGAAAAGUUGAUAAGGUUGUUAAGAAAAGAAAGUUCCGUAAAAGUCAGUGUGCCGUUUGUAGAAAUAAAUCUGUUGUAGCCAAUGAUAUGAAGGGUGUUCCCUUCUGCCAAGCCUGUGAUAAGUUUUUACGUAUACAUACCAAACGUAAAUUUGUCAAGCCAGAUGAUUACGUUUGUAAAUUAAAAGGAAAGUGUAAAAUAGAUUAUGAAAGAAAGAGAUUUUGUAAAGCGUGUAGAUUAUGGAAGUGUCUUGAUAUCCAAGAUUUAAACGAGAAAUUAAAAUCUUCACCUAAAUCUCCAGCGUUUACCAUCAGUACACCGUCACCAGUCAAUAUACUCAGCCCUGUAUCUAGAACCGAGGGGACAAGUCCAGAAAAAACAGUCAAAAGUAAAAUAGAAACACCUAAUAAAGAACCAGGAGCUAAAGAGAAUCUUCCAGAUGAACAUACAAUGCCAACAAUAGAUAGUCCCGAAAAAAUAUCAGCCAAUGAGGAAUCACCAGUCACUGAUCGUCAUGGUGAUCAUGGACCUAGAAUAAAACAUGUCUGUCGUAGAGCUGCGAUGGUUGUACGUAAACCUGUGGCUCGUUUCCCUGGUCAAACAGAUGAACCAAGUUUAAGUGCUCUUCCAAAUAAAGAAAAACAACAAAUUUUAAAAGAAGAGGAAGAAAAGGCAAAAAGGUUGUCUGAAGAAGAAAUGACACCAGAAGCAGCAGAUCAUAUUCCUGGACGAAAGAAGCCUAUGGACAAAAUAAUAGCUAGUCGUGUAGAAAGUGCUAAAUUAGUUCGUGAUUCUGGUCAGGUUGGUAAGAGAAGAAAGAUAAGGUGUAAAGAAUGUGCUGGAUGUUUAGCUGAAGAUUGUGGUAAAUGUAAACAAUGUUUAGAUAAACCAAAGUUUGGUGGAAGUUGUAAAAUGAAGCAGGCUUGUAUCCAUCGUCGUUGUUUGAAUCCACGAUAUGGUAAAGUAGCCACAGCAGCUUUUAUAACACUGAAAGAACAACAUCCUAAAAGUCGCGAAGAUGAUAAAGAUAGAGAUGGAGGGAAUAAUUCACCACAUAGUACGAGUACUACAACUAGUAGUGUAUCAACUACCGAUACUAACACAUCAACAUCAACUAAUAAACAACCUCCAUCUGGUGGCAAUAAUAAAGUAACCAAUAAUCAAGCUGUACUUCAUUCGUCUGCUUUCUUACCGCAUAAUAUGGCUAGUGAAGCACAUAGAUUACCACCCACUAAAAGGCUGCUAAAAACAAAGAUUUUAUCCAAAAAUAAAGUUUUACCCACUGUUCAACAAAUCUCCACCAAUCGUCAGUGGUCUUCAAUACCUGUUGGUCCACAUUAUAUUAAAGCUGAAUUUAAGGAUAAAUAUGAUGUGGAUACAGCGUGGGCAGGAGGAAUGGCUUUAGUUGUAUCUAGUCAAUCAUGUGUUCGUAAUUCUUGUUAUUUAUGUGGAAGUCUAGGACAGCAAGAGAUGGUGUAUUGUUCUAUCUGUUGUGAACCGUUUCACAUGUUUUGUUUAGAGGAAGAUGAGAAACCUCGAGACGAUGAUCGGGAUAGUUGGUGUUGCCAGAAUUGUCAGUUCUGUAAUGUUUGUGGAUAUCAGUUCAAUCUCUUAUCUUGUGAUAGAUGUCAUUCAACGUACCAUCCUGAAUGUUUAGGACCUAACUAUCCUAAUAAACCAAGUAAGAAGAAGAAUAUAUGGGUGUGUAGUAAAUGUGUUAAAUGUAAAAGUUGUGGUGUAACGACACCAGGAACAGGAAAUGCUACAUGGAUGUACGAUUUCUCUCUAUGUUUUGAUUGUGGUAAACUCAUGGAUAAAGGUAAUUUCUGUCCAAUAUGUCAUAAAUGUUAUUCUGAUGAUGAUUGGGAAUCUAAGAUGGUACAUUGUGCCAUAUGUAAUAGUUGGGUUCAUGCUAAAUGUGAAGAACUUUCUGAUGAGAUGUAUCAACUAGUGUCAUAUUUACCAGAUAAUAUAAAUUAUACCUGUAGAAUCUGUUCUACACACAAACCAGCACAAUGGGAACUAGCUAUGAAACAGUUAUUUUUAGAUGGAUUAAUGUCAGUAUUAAGAACUCUGAUCAGUUGUAAGAGUGCACAUCAUUUAGUUAAAAUAGAUAGAGAGAAGAGAUUAAAACUAAUCAAGGAUAAAGAAAUGAAACAGGAGAAAAAGAAUUCGGGAGAGAAAGAUAAAAUCUCUCCUAAUAGAAAUGUUAAUAGUGCUAAGAAAAAUCUCUUUGAGACAUUUUCAAAAGAAAUGAAUUCCAUACAAAUACCUGAGAAAAAUGAUUGGUUAGAAUCAAUGGAUGUUGAUGAACCAGAUUCGUGCAAUUUAACAUCAAAACCAUCAGAAUCACAAACAACACCAGAUAAAUUGACAUCAAAACCAUCAGAAUCACAAAGAACACCAGAUAAUUUGACAUCAAAACCAUCAGAAUCACAAACAACACCAGAUAAUUUGACAUCAAAACCAUCAGAAUCACAAACAACACCAGAUAAUUUGACAUCAAAACCGUCAGAAUCACAAACAACACCAGAUAAUCUGACAUCAAAACCGUCAGCUGAAUGUAAAACCACCGAAUCUGUGGAACAAAUCGUAGAGGAAACCCCCAUUGACUUAGAUAUAUUUUACGAUUUAGUUGACAAUGAAGUUGUGAAUAAAAUAUAUGGAAUAUUGGCUGAAAUAGACAGUCCUGUUAAAUCUAAAUCACCACAAGUUACACAAUAUCAUCCCAAAUUGUGUAACGGACCUAGCAAUAUUAGUAAAUAUUCAAAUAAUUGUUCAGAUAGUGCUCAAGAAACUGUUUCGAAAGAUAGUCCCUUAAAUUGUGCUUUAUCCGAUGACGCAGAAUUUACAGAUAAAAAUACAUCAUCACAAACUAGUGUGCAUAAUAGUGUAACAUCCGAACAUUCUCAUUUAAUAAACGGUGACAUUGCUACAGGAAGUGAUCAACAAUGGACAAAAAUUAUAGACAAAUCUAAUGAUUAUAGAAAUAUCUAUAAUUCUGUAUUAAAUAAAGAUCAGUUUAAAUAUAAUUAG
Molecule: messenger RNA, 4093 nt
Organism: Patella vulgata (common limpet)
Lineage: Eukaryota; Metazoa; Mollusca; Gastropoda; Patellidae
Product: histone-lysine N-methyltransferase 2B
Exons: 16
Coding region: 503-4093 (1196 amino acids)
Biological process (GO): positive regulation of DNA-templated transcription
Cellular component (GO): histone methyltransferase complex
Molecular function (GO): histone H3K4 methyltransferase activity; sequence-specific DNA binding; DNA-binding transcription factor activity
Source: RefSeq, a predicted model, not a curated record